AAGAAGAGGAUUAGAAAAAAGAGCAACGCCAUGAAGGAUCGAUCCAAGGAAGAUAAUAAGGCCUGGGUAGACGAAUGGAUCUGCGGGGGACAGAGGCAGGCGGAUCAGGGAAAGAUGACAGCUGAUGUAGUCGAGGAGGAGAAGAUGGAGGAUGAUGUCGCCAUGGAGGAGGAGGAGGUGAUGUCGUCUGCGCCUAGCUCUCCACUCCGCGCGCCGUACAAGCCCGAUGAGCAUAGGUUCAACAGGGAUCCCGCCUACGACGAGGCCUUUAAUCGCGUCGAAGCCAGAUACAAGGAAAAAACAGCUCGCCAGAUGAAACUGCCCACGCUUGAUGAGUACAAACCCCGCACACGCCAUGUGAAGGAUCCAAAGCCUCUUUCCAUUGGGGAGUCUGAAAGAAAGACGGUGCUUAGUGCUGCCAAAUUUGUUGUUGGGGUUUCAUCUUCUGUCGGUGGCGACCCACUAAGUCGGGGCUCUGGUUUCUGGAUCGACUGGGAUGAGGACAACAAAACUGGCAUUGUUUUGACGACCGCGGAUUUAGUUCUUAGAAGCGACCGGUCAAACAUUCUCAAAAAGGUGUAUGUUCAUGAUGCUGAGGUUAUUGUUCAUAUGCGGGAUAACACUACUGCACGGGCCCACUUUCUCUACUACCAGCAACACUACAAUCUCGCCUUAUUUAGGGUUACCAUGGACCAACCUGUUCAUGUUCCCUCUUUUAAAGGUGAAGUGCAAUGUGCUCAAGAGAUUUUUGAGCUAGGAAGAGAUGAACAUUCAUAUCUAAGGAUAAGCCAUGGUAGGGUGAAAUAUUCAGAUACAAGAUACUUUGAUGGGUAUCAUUGCAUGAAUAUUCUUGGUGGACAUGAACGUUUUGAGUAUAGCAAAGGAGGGCCAGUCAUUGACUUUGAUGGGAAUGUUGUUGGAAUGAUUAUUCAAGGAGGAUCUUUUAUGCUUUCUUCUAUUUUACUGAAGUGUUUGCAUAUAUGGAGGAAAUUUCGAUGCAUCCCACGACCCCAGCUUGGAUUAAAUCUUCGCGCCAUCAGACUUCUAGAUGUUGCUAUUAUUGAAAAGAUAUCGGUAAAGUGCAACAUUGAUGAGGGUUUAAUCGUGAAAGAGGUGUCUAAAGGAAGUCAUGCUGAAAAACUUGGGAUACGAGUCGGUGAUGUCGUUGAAUGUUUAAAUGGAGAACGCAUUUGUAAUACAUUUGAGUUAGAGAACAUAUUGCUGAGCACAUGCGAGGGCCAUUUAGAAAGAGGAAAUGCCUACAAUUCCAAAGUGGAUAUUGUGAUCACGGUGUUUCAUACGCGCAAAGGUCUAAGAAGAAUCAAGACAUUGUCUCUAGAAUUAUCUGAGUGCAAAGAAUAUGUUCGAAGGGUUUUUUAUCCUUUUACUAUUGGAGAAGGGACUUCUGCUUCAGUAUCAGUUGACCAAGAGGACUCAGAUUAA
Molecule: messenger RNA, 1443 nt
Organism: Lolium rigidum
Lineage: Eukaryota; Viridiplantae; Streptophyta; Magnoliopsida; Poales; Poaceae
Exons: 11
Coding region: 31-1443 (470 amino acids)
Molecular function (GO): protein binding
Source: RefSeq, a predicted model, not a curated record